UGGAGAGUAGCAAAAAGCUUCUCUAGGCUUUUGCUAUAUUGUGUAAUUUCUAGUGCCUCACAUUCAAGCCAGAAGCAUCGAAAAACCAAAACAAUCUUUCAGUCCCAUGGGAAGAUUUCUCCCCAGGGUAAGUGAAAAGGUAAACACUGGCCAUGUUUUCCUUUCCACUUGACCUUGCUUUCCAGACAACAGGGUAUUGUUUUGGUUAAGUAGGAACGACUAUCUCAGGUUUGCCCAGCACCUGCAGGUGGGCUGGCCUGAGGAGUGGUCUUUACUUUGUUUAGGUAAUGUUAUCCAAUUAUAUAGAUUGCUUAUUGUCUUUUACCAAUAUAUGUGAACAACGUAAAAAUGGUCCGAGUUGUGGGCUAGUCCUGUCUUGGAACAUUAUAAAAUGGUGGACAGGCCAGGAUCGGCGCGCGCUCUCUCUCUCCUUCUUCUUGCUCUCUUGCUCUUGCCCUGGUCUGCGUCUUGCACUUCUGGGUUUUUCCAGCCUUUCUGGUUUUUCCCUGGACUUAACAACAACAAACUGCUCACCGAUCUAGUCUCGCCUCGGGUGGACCCCGAGUCGCGGAGACUACAUUCUGCAUGCCUGGACCCUCAUCGGGAGAAAGAGACUCCUUACCAAGCUAUAGACUGUGAGUAGCUGACUGACGAACUAUUAACUCAAACCAGAGACUCAAGGAACUCUCUUUAAAUAUCAUAGACUCUAUAAUUUGCCAUUUUCGGAAAUGUUACUUUGAUCUCAAUCGAAAAGAAUUCACAGUGGUGGUGUAGUUUCGGGAAGAGGGAAUCCGCAUUCUUUGCAAUAAAUCACUGAUAAAAUAGUCAACGCCUCGCGUAUUUUCCCCCAUAACUCUGCCGCGAAACUGCGUUCCACGACAGAUUUUGGUGUCAGAAGUGGGAUUGAGAAACUGAAGUAACAGCCGAGUUUAAAGAAUGGCUCAGUUUGGAAAGAGUUCUCCUGAUAUAAGAGAUGCCAGAUCGCCAGAUAUCACAGACACCCUGUAUGCUAGGCUUGCAUCGGCGUUUGAAUCAGCAAAUUUAAGAAAAGCUCUGACGGCAAGGGAGGAUGAAUCGAUAGAGGAAAUAAAUAUUAGGUCAGCUAAUGUAAUCGCGUCUCUCUAUGAAUCUUUUGGAGAUACCGAGGGAGUUGACAAAGAAAGUUUUUUUGAUCUGGGAGUUGGCGUGUUCAGAUCACAAGUUGAUAUAGAGUCUUGCAGGCGUGUUGCAGAGGCCUGGAGGUUGGAGGCGCAGGCGCAUGAACGGGAGAUAGAGGCGUGCAAACGUGAGGCAGAGAUGUAUAAACAGGAGGUCAGAAAGCUGAGUGAUGAGAAUGCCCGGAAAGAAUUGCGUUUAGAGCAAGCGCGUCAAGAAAACAAGUCGUUGCAGAGUGAGAGAGAUGCUCUGUUAAAAGACGUUGUCAGGCGGAACUUAAGUAUGGAGGAAAAGUUAGACAAGUUACUAAGCCGAAAGUCACAGUCCGGGAGCUCUUCCCGAACGCAAUCAGCCGUUAGUUCCCGUGCGGGCACACCGCAGCCGCGAUCGCAUGUCGGGUCUCGGACAGAAACUCCGCAGCCCUCGACCCAUCGUAGAGAGUCAACCGGUCACCUAGGCUUGCCAACUACUUUUACUCCAAUAUGUCCUGAGAAGUCACAGCAGCCUGUGGUUCGCCGGAAAGAGCCGGUAACUACACCCUCUCAAACCCAAGGGUUGCAACCCUUGCACUCUCCGCCUAGAGUCUCUCGCGUCAGUACACCUUUACGCGAGCCCGAUUUCUUUAAAUUAUGUCCGGUGAAGCACCAUCCUCAACCAGUGAAUCCCCAACCAGUGGCAGAGCCAUCCCUGUUGCCGCUAAAGCCGUGCGGAUCGACACCGCGUCCACCGUUUAACUCACCAAUGCCGGUCCAACUGGACGCCGCUUUGCCUCAGCCGCAGCCAGUUCAAGUCCCGGUGAUUCCGCCGGCGAAGCCUCUGACGCUUCUGCCGAUGCCGACACCCCAGCCGCCAGCAGCACCAUUAUUAACAGUAGCGGAGCCGAUAGCCCAGACACAACCUAUUUUGCCGCCGAACGCCAUGUUAUCUCCACAGCCGACAGCGGUAGAACCGAAAGCGGUCCCGCAGCAGCUGACUCAGGUCCUAGCGACUCAGCCGAUUCCGUUAACGCCUUCACAGCCGACUCUGCUUCAGCAGCCGAUCGUGCCGACAACCCCGUUUCCGACGGUGCAGCAGCCAGCACAGGAGCUUCAGACGAUCCCGCAGGUCCCGGCGCUUCAGCCGCCGCCACCAGCAGUAACGCAGCCGAUAAUCCAGCCGCAAUCGUCUGCAGUCCCGCAGGCAGCAGCUACGGUGCCGCUUGUCCCGGCACAACCAUCUUCUCAAUCUCAGCCCGUUCCAGCGUUCCAGCAGGUCCCGAUUCCGUCUCAGAUUCAACCAUCGGCAGCGCCGCCGCAGCCGCCAUCUUCUCAACCAUCACGCCCUGAGCAGCCAGCGCUAAGCACGCCUGUGCAGCGCCACACCGCGUUACAGCCUGCAGUUGCGUCUAUUGAUAGCGACACGGAAGUGGAGGAGGUGCACCACAAAAUGAAGUCCUACUCCGUGAACCCUCUCUUUGCAUCUGAAACCUCGCAAGGACCGAAAGGAGGCAAAACAACAACUACGAAAACAAAACCGUACACAGAAACGCAGAUGGAUGAUCUUAGGGAAACUUAUUCCCGCAUGCCUAAGGAAUCCAUAAUAGCGUAUGUGUGUCGCGUGGUACAAAGGGGCGCGGAAAGGAUUAUCUUAUCUCGUGAAGAGGUGGGAAGAACUAACUGGGGACCCGAGGUAUUUCUUGGGGAUGGUCCUGAGGGAGACCUUGCGUUGAGUGCUAGGAUCUUUCAUUGGGCUAGUGCUUAUGAGCCUUCGGAUAGGGGUGAUCCUACAGAAUUUUGGAUCAGAUCCCCUGAUGAGUUAAAUGAAGCAUUUGCUAUGGUUGCUUGUAUCCAAGCUGUGAAUCAUAAGGGAUUAUAUGCACAUGCAAUGGAUGCCCCAGUAGAGCCACCGAGGCUUAGACCCCUGAUAAAAGAAUCUGUCUUUCAGAAGGAAAAGCAGUCUGGAGGCAGGAACAGCUCUGCAUCACGACGAAAACACCAAACGGUGCGGCAUGCCUGGACAUCUGGUGACCCCAAUGAGAGUCCAAGAUCGAGCCCACGAUCAAGUCCCAGGGGGAGCCCUGAGCUUAAUCGUCGCUCUGGAUCUGGAAUAAUGUGGGUACCGAGUUCUACAGGUAGGGGUGUAAUCCCACUGCAGGAGCAGAAAUAUGCAGUGAAGCCUCGUGAUGUGUUUCAGAAGAAACAGGCAGAGCGUGAUCCUGUGAAGAGUGAGCUCAGUACUAUGAGUAAGUCCAUGUCUGAUAUAAGUAAGUCCGUGUCUGACAUGAAAGGACUGCUAGAACAAGUACUGAAAGGCAAUGGUAACGAAAAGGUGAAGCAGAACCGUAAGAGAGGCUCUGCAAGCAUGUCUCCUACCAAGUCAGGUUCUCCUGAUCGGGGAGGAGAUAAGAGCAGAUAA
Messenger RNA from Pogoniulus pusillus (Red-fronted tinkerbird), 3549 nucleotides. RefSeq lists its product as uncharacterized. The record is from RefSeq and is a predicted model, not a curated record. The transcript is spliced from 3 exons. NCBI's taxonomy places the organism in Eukaryota, Metazoa, Chordata, Aves, Piciformes, Lybiidae. Bases 937 to 3549 code for a protein of 870 amino acids.